UUCGCCAAGCUAGCCGUCACCAGCAGCCUGAAACGCACAAUGAAAAUUAGCACACGUUAAAGAUAAUCACACGAGGCGCACGUAGACAGCUGCGUAGUCGUUUUCUAAAUUCAAACACGACGAAGGAUUGAGGUUAAUAUUUUCAGUUUUAUUUAUGUGAUAGAUUCGAAAAAAGCUCCAAAGAGCGAGGAUGUUGCUCCCCGUGGGAAGAUAAUGAAGAGGCUGCGUGUUCUGGUCGUGUGCCUCAUUGUUGCUCUCCUAUUCUGGUACCCCAAUAAUCAUGCCAAUUGUUCAGAGCACAGCUUGUCUGACCCAGGUCAGCUUGCUGGGGACAAAGACGACAAUAACAACAACCCUAAUGACCGUAAGCAGGAGCAGGACUCCAUGCAACUCCAGGAGGUGGAGGAAUGGACGAUACCCACCUCCUACGAUGUGGGACUAGAGGCUGAGAAAGCAGCGCACCAUGUACACCAAGAAGAGACUAUAAUUCCACAAGUAGUUGAAGAAGAAGAUGGAACAAUUGCAGACCCAAAGUUUGAUCCUGCACCUGCUGAUUCUGAGCCAGAACUCUCAUCAGAACCCGUGAUUGAGUCAGAGCUGCAAACUGACGCGCAGGUUCAGAACCAGCACAGUGAACAGGAAUCUGUAGUCUUAGAUCCAAGUCCAGAACAGGGUCAUGUAACCAUCGAUACUCCGGAGCUGCUUGUCGACGAGACUGUCGCAAAUCAGCUGCCCCCCAGCUCGGACCCACUCGUACCUGAGGAUGAAGUGGACGACACCCUUACCUCACAGAGUGAUGGCCCCUCUUCUACGAAUGCAAUGCGGGUUGCCAGUGCAGGAGACAAGCCCCCAGCAGACAGCUUUGUCUUUGCUGAGUGCUCUGACUCGCAGUGCGGGGUCAAUCCCCCCAAACUGGCAACCUGUGAAAACUCCUUUUUUGGCAGCCCCCUCCUCAGAGAGGGCGAUAAAGAGGGCCAGCAGUUGGACCAGAUCCUUGAUUCCAGUCUUGAAGGAGUGGAUUCAUCCGUUUCGGGCCACUUGCAACUGCUACAAGAGGAGGAGGAGGAGCAGCAGCAGCAGCAGGAGGGACACGGCGAGGUGCAGCAGGACAACAACGCCUCCUUGCACCAGCAGCAGGUGGGGGAGUCUGUUCCUGGCAGAGAGUCCGAUCCUUCGGUCCCCGGCAAAGAUGACAUCCCGACCUUUGACGAGUGGAAAAAACAAGUCAUGGAGGUGGAGAAGGAGAAAAGUCAAAAUCUCCACACCUCCACCAGCAGCAUCGUCCAACCUGUGAAGAAAGUGCAGAAAAACUUCAAAAAUAACUACGCCUCCGUGGAGUGUGGCGCUAAGAUACUAUCUGCAAACAAUGAGGCCAAGAGCACGUCAGCUAUUCUCAUGGAGAAUAUGGAUCUUUACAUGCUGAAUCCCUGCAGCAACAAAAUCUGGUUUGUGAUUGAGCUCUGUGAGCCCAUUCAAGUUAAGCAGCUGGACAUUGCUAAUUUUGAACUCUUCUCAUCGACACCUAAAGACUUCCUUGUCUCACUAAGUGACAGAUACCCCACCAACAAAUGGGUGAAACUGGGGACAUUCCACGCAAGGGAUGAGCGCAUCAUACAGAGCUUUCCACUGGAUGAACAGCUUUACGCAAAAUAUGUCAAGAUGUUCAUCAAGUACAUCAAGGUUGAGCUGCUUUCCCACUUUGGCUCCGAACACUUCUGUCCUCUCAGUCUCUUCAGGGUGUUUGGUACAAGCAUGGUGGAGGAAUAUGAGGAGAUAUCAGAUUCUCAGUAUCCUUCUGAAAGGCUGGAGUACCUGGAUGAAGAUUUCGACUAUCCACCUGGCUUUCAACCAUCAGAUGACAAGGCGUCUAAAAACUUGCUUGGCUCGGCAACCAAUGCCAUCCUCAACAUGGUCAACAACAUAGCAGCUAAUGUGCUAGGUGGGAAACCUGAGCUGGAGGGCCAAGCAGGGAUUCCAGUCACAGGUAACGUGACGGAAGAACUGUUGACCAACAAGGAGAGUGUACAUGCCACGAAUGCUACACCAGUGGAAACGCCUCAAGACUCGACACUAGAGACACCCGUAAAAUUAGAAGAUGACACGGACCCUCAGAAUGCUGCUGUUUCUUCUACAUCCACCCCAUCCCUCGAACCCAACAUGGACAGACAGAUUGUUACCCUGGUGGAAGAGGAAGAUGAGGACGAAGAACCUCGACAGUCUACUGUCACCUUGUUGGAGGAAGAGGAAGAGGAGAAAAGUGAUGAAAUGGUGGCUAGGGAGACCUCUAUGUACUGUCCUUUCUUGGCUUCAGUGUCCUGCCUCGCCACACUACCGGAAUUGCUUCACCGCUGGUGCGCCGUCGUGUUAGCUGAGGAGAGACUCCGUAAACUUCACACUCAGACAAGCCCUGUUGUAAAGACCCCGAUAUCCAAACCUCCACAGAUCCCCAAUCCCACACCGACACCUACACAGGAUGUCCUUCCCCUCACUGAAAAAACACCAGAGCCCGAGGCACCGCUUCCAGACCAAAACGAGGGUGGACAACAAAGCGAUCUCCCACUCACACCGCACACUCCACCGCUUGACCUGCAGCUGGAGCCUAGUAGGACGUCCACCCUUUUCCCGCACAGCUUCUCGGAUAUCCACAGUUCCCUGACUCCCACCCACCAGGACCUACUAUUGCCCCCCAUCAAGGAUGCUGCCCUGAACCCUGUCUCCACUCCUCCCCUCCAGGCUGCCCCUCUGCCCGACACGCAGCAGUUGAGCGCCACUCCUCCUGCCUCAGUGCCGAGCCCCUCACCACAACUUCCCACCCAGAAGAUGGAUGCUCCUGACACUGCUCUCCCCACCCCAAAAGAACAGGAUCUUCCCACUGCGUCACGACCCGAAGACCUCAUCAUCCCACCCACUGAGCAACUGACCACUCCUCCCGUAAUGGACCCUAACGCAGUUGGGGACCUGCAGAAACCUAACAUAAAUUUAGAAGAACACGUGGACCCUCAAGGAGGAGAACCUCAUCGGGUGGACACCGCAGAGGAUGAACUAUUAAACGGCACCGCGCACCGGGCGGCCACCGAUUUCUACGCCGAGUUGCAGAAUGGCGUGGACUACAACAACGGUGUCCCAACAAGCGGCAGCAGUGCAACGUCCAACGGGGCAGCCGUACACGGCUCCAGCCAGAAAGAGAGCGUCUUCAUGAGGCUUAAUAACCGAAUCAAAGCCCUGGAGAUGAACAUGAGUCUAUCUGGUAGAUACCUGGAGGAGCUUAGCCAGAGAUACCGCAAACAGAUGGAGGAGAUGCAGAGAGCGUUCAACAAGACUAUCAUCAAGUUGCAGAACACCUCACGCAUCGCUGAGAAGCAGGACCAGAAGCAACAAGACUCCAUCCAGGCUCUUCAGACUCAGCUGGGGAACCUCACUAAACUGAUGCUCAAUCUCACAGACACUGUCACACAACUUCAGAAAGAGGUAUCAGACCGUCAGUGCUACCUGGUCUUUUCUUUGGUCUUGUGCCUGUCCCUGGGCCUGCUGGUGUGCGUGCAGUGCUGCCGCAGCUCCUGCACCGCUGCCAGGGCUGACGUGACUGCCGGCGCCUUGGUAGUGCCGCCCAAAAGCAACAACUACCCAAGUCCUAAGAGAUGCUUCUCCUCCUACGACGACAUGAGCCUGAAGCGCAGGGUCACGUGUCCGCUCGUGCGCUCAAAGUCCUUCCACCUGUCAUCUUCUACAGAAGUAGGUCCAGAUGACUUGUAUAUUGUAGAGCCGCUAAGGUUUUCUCCAGAGAAAAAGAAAAAACGCUGUAAAUCAAAGUCUUUGGACAAAGUAGAAACGCUGAAGCCGUCUGGCCCCUUAGUGCCCCUCACUAAUGGGGACAUCAAAUGCAACGGCUUCCAUGCAAGCCCCCACCUUUCGCUCCCAGUCUUUGGGCUUCCCCCUGCCCUGCCACCACUGCCUCCGCCCCCUACUACUACUUCAUCUGCCCCUGUGGAAACCACAUCAUUGCCCCGCUACUCCUCAAAGGAGCCCGUCUCAGAGACACCUAGCUCCAGCUCGUCAACCCACUCCGAGGAUUCAUUCACCGUGCGCUUGCCGCCUCCUUCGCCCGCCUUCUCCUACGCCGAGCUGCCCCCAACGACGUCCCUUCAGUCAGCGCGUCCGCCGUCCAAGUCCCGGCAAGAGAGGCGCUCCACCAAGCGACGAAAGUCACGGCACGCCGAGCUAGCGGACAAUCGCGCGGCUUCGCUGUCCGGCCUGCAACACCUCAUGAAGAGCAGCAAAGAACUCAGCAUCGGCACCAUCCAGGUGACCGCGUUCAGCGGGCAAGUCUGAACCGCAUCAUCCCAAAGAACCGCAUUCGCCCUCCUCCACUCCCAUCAAACAGACCUUUUAACGGUUACGUGCCUUUAUUGCCCCCUUUUGAAUUUGUGUUCAAAACACAAAUGUUUGUUUGCGUGGACAAGUUUAGUUAAAGUAUCCACAAAGUAUUCAAAGCAUGUCAUAGUGAGAGAACCAAGUUACAAAAUACAUCUUUUCUCUUCUCUUUGUUGCAUUCAUAUCCUUCCUGUCUUGCCAUUAUGACUUCCGGGACCACAGUCUUUGUUCAUAGAUCCCCUCCCAGCUUUUGUCUGACUCCCUCAGCAGCCUGAUGAAGAAAACAACUUUUACGUUUCAGUACGUUUUCAGAAAAGCAGCACACAACGUUUAAAAAAUAUAUAUAUAUUAUAAUAAUAAUAAUAAUGCUCUGAACUCAACAUUUUAUCAGUUUUUUUGGGCAUGUGAGUAACAAAACAAAACUCCAUAGCGUCCUUGAUCACAGGCGAGUUAACUCGCACAUUAAGUUAAUUAUUUUUAACUGUGCAUUAAGUCAUUGUGUUGAUAUAGCUUAAUAUUUCAUUAAUAUGAUUGUACAUUUAGAAAUAAAUACUUCUUUUGAAUUCAUUAUUAAACAGACUGUGAUUGAUUGCAAUUAAUCUCCCAGUUAAUUAUUUUAACUGCAUUAACUCUUGGUCUCUCAUUGACGGCGGUCGACAUCCAAUUCAUUUGAACUGGGAGGGAUGGCAGCGAUCAUUCAAUGCCAGCCUCUCUCAGUUCAAAUUAAUUGGUUGUCUGUCAAUGGCAGCCAAGAAGUUUAUGUAUCUGAUUUCAUUUAUAGGGCAGUACAUUUAAAAUAAAAGUGUGCUAAUUACUACUUUUAAAUUCAUUAUUACACAAUGUGAUUAAUUGCAUUAUUAAUCAUUUUGAUAUUCAUUUUUAUAGAUUUUUAUGAAUAUUAUGAAAUAAUAAAAACAAUAUUAUUCAAAUUGAAUAAAUAACAGGAAAAACUAGUUAUGACCCCCCCAAUAACACGAAUUUAUUCAAAACAAAUACAAAGAUCAGAUUGAUUUAAACUUCGUUCAGAGCGUUUAUUCUUUGUUUUUUUUUAAACCGUACACGACUCAAUCAUUUUUUCGAAAAUUCUCCCAAAAUGUUCUCAGAUUCCGUAAAAUGCAAGUUCCAUCUAUCAUUCACUGCCACUGACAGCAAUAGAUGGGCACUUCAUUUGGAUCUGGAGAAGCCAGCCUCUCCCAGUUCAAAUGAAUUGGACGUCUAUAGCUUUCAAUACAGCCAAUGCGUUGCAUAUUGUUGUUUACUUGAAAUUGCCAACUUUUUCCACACUUUCACCCAUGUCUGUUCUAUCACUGAGCCAACCCAGGUUCCCGCACAAGUUUGAAAGAGCAGAUUUAUUUAUCUAUUUAUUUAUUUUCACACACUGGCUGGCCAGUCUCUGCAGCGGAAACGAGAACAGCAAAAAAAAAAAAAAAGUAAAUAUCUUCUUGUACAUGCAAAUACUCACUGGUACAUGACUUAAGAAAACGCUUGAUCUCACUCUGCUGCUGCUUUCUGAUUGGUGGAAAAGUGCAUGUAUUCUCAUCAGUUGUUAAAUACAUAAAAGGUUUUCUGAUAGGCUCCGAGUGGUUGUCCAUCUUGACAAACUGGGAUACCAAGACCCCACUUUCCCGCCUUUUUUUUGCACAAACUGUGAAGAAAGAUUGAACAUUUAAUCAUAAGCUUUGUGAGUCUGCAUCCGUGUGUGUCCUUUGUUCACUUACUGCAAGUUUUGCGCAGAUUUCGUUUAAAAGGGAAAUUCAGGCAGAGAGGGGUUGUAUUGAACACUAUUCAUGUCAUCGCUUUUGUCCUUUUAACUCUUGUCUGUGGGUUGAUCUGAGAUUACUUUUUUCUGUGUGUUACAAGAGGCGACUUUGAUUCUACUUAACACAGCGGAACAGAGAGGUUGCUCAAUGAGCUCUGUGUGCACUUUUUAAUGACUCCUCAUGCCUUUUUGGAUGUUUAACUUGUUAAAGCAGUCUUUUGUCUUGAGGUUCUCUCUAAUUCCUUUAAAAAGCUGCACAGUAUUUUGUUUUUUGAGCAGGUGUGAAUUACUACAAAAGUUGUAGUGCCAUUAGAAACUGUGAAUUUCUAAAUAAAAAUCUUUUUUUGUCUUUCA
Molecule: messenger RNA, 6484 nt
Organism: Corythoichthys intestinalis (scribbled pipefish)
Lineage: Eukaryota; Metazoa; Chordata; Actinopteri; Syngnathiformes; Syngnathidae
Gene: suco
Product: SUN domain containing ossification factor
Exons: 23
Coding region: 214-4329 (1371 amino acids)
Biological process (GO): regulation of bone remodeling; protein folding in endoplasmic reticulum
Cellular component (GO): cytoplasm; membrane
Source: RefSeq, a predicted model, not a curated record